AUGGAUACUGGGGAAUAUGAAACUAAUACAUUGUUAAUUAAUAAUGUCUCGUCGAUCGCUUAUCGUUUGUACGAACCGUCAUCCAAUCUGUCGCAAAACUUCGCCUCGGUCGCUCUUGAGAUUGAAAACUCACUAAGGGAAAAGGGACACAUCGUUUUAUACGAUGCAACCAAAAAGGCUCUGUGGCACUUCCAAUUUAUCCCCAAAGAUGAAAAUUCGGAUGAUUUGGGCGACAGCCUCGAGCUGCCGCCCGAUGUGGCCGGGCAUGGCCUGGUUUUGAGAGAACACGGUGUUAUAGAGCCUCCGAUAAUACAAAAGCCUCGUUCUCAGGGCCUUCAAUCUAGUGGCACGCCCACGAGCCUCCUGUCAACUGCUUCUGCUUUAGAACAAGCCCACCGUCCUGCUCUCUCAUCACCUUUGCAGACCACUGCACCCAUCACGCAAGACCCAGACCCAAGGGCCGAAAAAUCCAAGGCCACAUCGACAGCACAGAGAGCACUCUACGAAAAAUUCAUUGCGUCUAUCUUGUUGACGAUAUCUACCACAUUCUGUCGCCGAGUUGGGGCAGUUCCUCUCAACUACAGGACUGUAAUACUCUCUCCGACGGCAUACAAUGCACAACCACACGGAGUUGCCAUCGGAAGACCACAGAUACUAGGCACUUUUAGGGCGUAUUUGACGACAACGGGAGCAUUGAUGAUAAGCCUGGCUCUGACGAAGUGUAGAGGGAUAUUGUCACUAGAUGACGCUGUUCCCUCGAGUCUGGCCCCCUCUGGCUAUUCUGUUCUUGCUGCCCCCUUUGGCAUCAUGACUGCUACGCAAAAUUUUGUUCCUGGCGAUGGCGGCGUGGCGAGUUUAGCUCAGACACCCAUGACCCAAUUCUUUAAUUUUCGUGGUGGACUUGACGGACAAGAGUCGUUGUGGAAACAGGCUUGCCUACGAUUCUUAAAUUUCCGGGGCAUAGCUGCCUCUACGCUAGGGGGCUGUCUCUGGGUGAAUCUCUUGGUCCCCAAGCCGAAGAACCCAGAUACCAGGGGCGACCAGCGAUCCUCUAGCGCAAGCUCUUCAUUCACGCUGCCAUGGCCAAGGCGUCUAUGCUUCCGCAAGAAGAACGUCGACGCAUCUUCUACCAGCCGCGUGGUAGACACUGUACUGAGCGGCCAUGAAGAAAGUCAUGAUCCACUGGGAAAUGUCAAGGGAUGGCAUGCCUCUGUUACGGAAAGAGAAGAGAAAGUCAAACGAGCCAUGGAGCGUGCCGCCAAUGUCCCCAAGGAUCCUCAACCACAAAGCGCGGAGUCAAAGACACCCAAACCCAGCGGCCUGUCACCCGUGGCCUUGCAGCGUCCCAGUACGGCCACGGCUGGUAUCAUGUACCCGACGCCACCAGAUGGAGUUCACCAGCCCAAUGGCGUGACUCCGUCCAUUGAUGGCACUCUUUCCAGUCCAGGUAACCCAUUAUCCGCUCCGGUCAUCACGGAAGCGGAUGCUGUUCAAAAUGAACCAACUGGAGGAGACAGCGUCGACCAGUCGCCCGAGUUUGCAGAUUCCAAGAGACACCGGAGCGGCAGUAAUGUUCCUGGUGACGGCGAGACCGUCUUUGGGGGUGAUAUAGGAGGAGAUAUGUUUGACGACAAUGACAUUACCGAGGCCGAUUUUAACUUUUUUGACGAGAAGCCAGGCGACAUGGAUGCCGAUCUUCCAAUGGCUGAUAUAUCUAGCUCAGAAAUGGCACUCCCCCCACCGCCCCAAGCCGUUGAAGAGACUGUAAUUCCCGUCGAUACCACGCCACUCCCUCUGGAGCCAACGCCUACAUCGUUGCCUCUUCAUCCUCCUGCCACCUCCUCGGCCCCAACUCCGGCCCAGGCCGCAACUCCCGUUCCCGCCCCUAUUCCUUCUCUACCGCCACCAACUUCUACUCCUCUCCUUGCUCCUCCACUACCUCCUCCUCAGUCGGAGAGAGUAGUGUUUGCCAAACCCGAGCUGAAGCAUGCGAGAAGCCAGAAUGAAGACCCAGCCCGUCGCAGCCGGGGGGAGAUACGGGUAACGCCUGCAAAGCGCGAAUCUAGUCCUUUCGACCCCCACGCGGUGUUUAAGCGUGUGAAGGCAUCUCUUAAAAUGCCAAGAUAUGAUUCCACCACAUCUUCUCAGCCCACAUGGAGAAAGGCCAAGAUCUUUGAGAGCCUCGACUUCGACCCAGCGUUGCCUAUGAUUAAUAAAAAAUACGAGCAAGGGGGGCUCUUCGACCUGAGUGCUCUUUCAAAGGUGGAAAAGAUGGAAAGGCCAAGCAUUGAUCUUCGGACCGUGCCCGAAACUGACUAUCUGAAACGGCAUGGCAAGCUCAGCAAGAAGCCAAGGGAUCGACCCGUUACCCGAAGCACCAUGGCCAAGCAAUAUUCCGCACUGGAGCCGCAAACGUUGACGACCAGCCCAAUGAAACUGGACGGAUCAAUCUCAGGGGAGGACAGCAGCGCUGAAUCGGACCAAGACGACUCCAGCUACACGUCGGACGAGCCUGGCUCUCCGCACAAGGCCAGCAUCAGAUUGAUCAACGCAGACGACGAUAUCAUGUCUCAAAUCACCUCGCUAAGAGAUUGCGAUAUUGAAGAGCCCGAUCAUCAGCUGGCCAUGGAGCUACCGCGGCUAUCCAAGUCUGACAUGAACGGAGUGCCCCUCUCUGCGCUGUUCUCGGAUCCAGAGCCCUUGUUGUUGGAUAUGGCCUUGAAUGACGACGAUUUGAUCCAGAUUGCGCAGAUUGUGACCGAACAAGCAGCAACUGGUGGGCUGGAUAUCUUUAGAGCCUCGGAUUUCGAAGCAGCCACCUUGUCGGCCAGCCAAAAGCGCCAAGAACUAUUAACCCACAGUCGGGACGCCUUUCAUACACUGGAAGAUAUCAUUGCGCAGUUUUUUGGAGACACCAUGCCUAUGCGCUUGAAAGGCUUGUUGGAUAUUCAAGACGUACCGCUUCUGAGCCAGUUCCAGCCGCGGCAGAUGCCCGGCCGAGAAGGAAACCCCGAAGCUCUGCGGCCAAGCAACCUAUAUCAGAUUCCUAGCCCACAUUUGGAAGUUCAAAGGGCAGACACGAAGCUCUCUGUUCUGCCGUCGGCGGUUUCAUUCUGGGAGAGCUUGGGCCUCUCUCCUUCCUCUGGCAGUAAAAACCUCAAUGCAAUUUGCGUCUAUCCUGGAUGGCCUGGGAUGGGAGACAACGUCAAGACCUUUCUUGACCGCAUCAAAAGUGUGUAUGAGUUUUUGAAGCUGGGCACGUUUGAAGUCAUGCCUCUUGGUGCGGAUAUGGAAGCAGGGCUUUUGCCAUAUGAGAUUGAUAGGAUUACCACUUCUCCCGACGCCACUGUGACGGGACAUGGAUCGGCCAUGAUUGAAAGUAUGGAAGUGCUGCGCGGGAUAUUCACCAACCUCGCAAUUACCGAGACAAACUUUGUUAUUUACUUCGUCUACUCGCCGGACAAUCCCGGGACCAUUAUCGAAUCUUGCACGGCGUUUCAGCGAUUCUUUGAAACGUACCAAAAGAUUUUGGCAACCCGAAAGGAGCCUCCUCAGAAUGAACUAGUUUUGCAGCUGGUAUCGGCAGAUCUUCUGUCUUCCCCCUCGGCCUUGGUCGUCACUCCGACUUCAGACCUAGUCAGACUCUGCAUCGAGACCUACGAUCGCUGUACUCUCUUUGGGGGACCAAUGCCUGCUCCGGCCAUUAGACUCGAGCAACUCUUACCACGGAUCAUUGAUUUCAAGCUGACUACUAAUCCGUCAGCAUCGCUCAUCCGCGAGAACUCUUGCAUUCAUGUGGCAUACGCCCAGAGCGUCGACGAGCGGUGGAUUACAGCUGCUUGGACGGACGAUAGGGGAAACCAGCAAGCAACGGCUUCUUAUUGCAUGGGGAGAAAGGGGAAGCAGCCGUCUCGCAACAUGAACGAGAUUGCCAAUGAGAUAUGGGAGACUACGCUUGAAUUGAUCUCUGCGUGGAAAGUCCUUUGGAGAGUCAUCAUCACCAAGUGCGGGCCAAUGCCGCAGCACGAGAUGGACUUUUGGGUUGACUUGGCCCGCACCGAGAUCAACGCCAAGGUAACGGUGGCUUUGCUCACGGUCGAUACGAACCCAUCGCUUCAGCUUUUACCGCCGGUGGUGAAGCUCGCGCCGCCUUCGGCUGCCCUUCACACGCCAGCAUCUACGCCACUACCAAGCGCGUUUUCUCCAGAGCCGCCAACCCCUGCGACUCCCGCCCGCGAAGGCAUGGCAGUCGCUACUCCCUCUGGCGAUGGCGGCACUUCUAAUGCUGGCGCUGCCGAUGCGGAUCUAGAUGCCAUUUUGACCGAUGUCACCGAUCAGACCUGGGGAGCUAUUGCCGGCCACCGGCUCAGCAACUCCACGAGCAUUCUGGAAGUACACCCUGCGUUGAUCAGUGGCUAUCUCAUCAAGCGGACAGGAAUCAAAGUGGAAGAUGCCCCUAUCGUGAUGGAGGUGAAUCUGGUGUACACGGAAGCCAUGCCGCGAGUGCACGAACCCCUUUUCAGAGAAAUGUUGGGAUACUUUAGAGGGCUAGGCACUCUGGCCCGGGCCCGUGGAGUGGUUGAUAGGGAAGCAGAUGUGCGACCCUGGCAUGUCGCGGCGGCCGAAAAAGCCGCGCGCGCAUUGUAUCUGUUAAUGUGA
Molecule: messenger RNA, 4659 nt
Organism: Trichoderma aggressivum f. europaeum
Lineage: Eukaryota; Fungi; Ascomycota; Sordariomycetes; Hypocreales; Hypocreaceae
Exons: 2
Coding region: 1-4659 (1552 amino acids)
Biological process (GO): positive regulation of transcription by RNA polymerase II
Cellular component (GO): mediator complex
Molecular function (GO): transcription coactivator activity
Source: RefSeq, a predicted model, not a curated record